UCCCUUCAAGCUUGAAAGUUGUAGUAUGUAUUGAGAAGGUGAUUUAUAUUUUUAGUAACAUUGAAAUUAAAGAAUAGUUGUUUUGAGUGAUUUUCUCUUGUGCACUUUAACAAUAGAAUUAUGAAUGAUAUUUUGUGGCUACACUAACUGUUAUUUAAUUGCAAUUACUAUUGAUAGUGAAUAGUAAUUUAGUAUAACAACACGCUAAAUACCCAUCUUUAAAUUUCUAAACCAUCGAUAUCGACCAUGUCAGACAUUGAAAGCCAAGGGCUAAUUGACAUAUCGAAAUUUUAUCGUAAGAAUCCAGUUGUGGCUACCUGGCAACCUAGAAAAGUAAUGGCCCCCGAAGUGCAUCAUCUUCCAACUCUUAAAGUGUCAGAUGGUAUAGGAAGUCAAGUUCAUACCUUGGGUAGUGAAAAGGUCAUAUUAAAAAAAUGGAAGAAUGAUAGAAUGAUGCUUAGUGAAUAUGAAGAAAUGAGACAGAAGAAUAUUGCAGAAAAAUUGGCUAUGCUACAGUCUCUUCAAAUUAUAAAGGCCAAGGAGGGAUUACCAGAACUUCAAGGAAAGAGGAAAACUAAAAAGCUCAAACUCAAAGCAAAAAAAGAACCCGUUUCUGUACGACCUCCAAGUCAUCGUCUUCAAAUUUUAAAGUCAGACAGAUUAUCUGUUCCUGAUACUUAAGUAGGAAAUUCUGAAAGUACUGUUAUUUGUACACAACACUGACACAGAUAUAUUGUUUCCACCUCUCCAAGCUAUUUGGUCACCACUCAAUGAAGAAGCCUUUAUCAUUGUUCCUUGAAUUAUCUGUAUUAAAUUCAAGUGUGUGAUAUAAACGGAUAAAUUUUAUCAUGGGAAAGCAAUUUGGAAAUAUUUGUUAUAUUAAUUCCUUCCAUCCAAUAGAACCUAUUGCAGUUGGAGGAUUAUUAUGGAAAAGUUAAUCUCUUUAUGUAACAUUUAAAAGUUUUGACUAGUAUUUUUUUUUUACUUUUCUGAUAAAUAUGUUAAUAAUCACUAUCAAUUUCCUGUUGGUUCAUAAGAAACAAAAACUUGUCUCUUUUAGGAAUGUUUGAAGUUUAUAUGUACAAAAUAUGUAAUUUUAUUUUGACAAUAAGCACUUAGUAUUUUGUCAGGUUUUGUUUUAGACCCAAGUAAUAGAACUGUACUUUACGUUAUUUUUAAAUGUGAUUAAGGGAUAUAGGAGUCUUUGAAAAAGUAUGAAAAAAAAUGUAGAUUUUCUUUUCUGUUAAUAUUUUCAGUACUUAGGUAUAUUCUAAAAGAUUGAACAUUUGUAUUCUGUCAUGUUUGCAUUGCAUUCAAAGUCAUUUUUCAUUUUAGUUGUAUAAAAAUGAUCUUUAAACUAAACUUGUAAAAAUUGAAAAAUUACCUUUAAUAAAUGAUUAUUUGUCCCUCUCUGUUAGAACUAACUUUCAUAAAUUCUUUUGUGUAUCAUAGAUGCUGCUGUUAAAAACAGUUGUUCAUUUUUUUUUAUUUUUUUUUUUAUAAGUGUUUGUCCAACCACCUAAACUUUAGAAUGAGUUGCUAAUCAUAAGGCUGAAACUUGAAAUGGACUGCUCCUGCCUUGUUUUUUGAGUGAAUUGUGUCUGUAUUAAAAUAAAUCUACAUACAACAUUUAGCUUAUAUAUACAUAAGUGUGAACUAAAUGCUGUUAAUAAAAAAAAAAAAAUGUGAUUAAAGAUGUUUUUAUUUUCUUAUUUAAAAGCUAUUAGUUUUACAUUCGAGUGCACAGAUAGUGACAUACAACCUGUAGUGAUUGAAUAAGUUCUAAUUGCCAUAAAAUGUUUACCUUUAUGUUUUGGAUUGGCUAAAAGAAUUUUAGCUUUGCAAAGCAAAAUGUUAGGGAAAAAGGCAUAUUCCUUAAAAAUGUAUAAAAGUUGUAUUCGGCUGCAGGAUUUAUGUGUAUUGUAAUAAACUGUAAUUGUUUUACUGCUUCUUUGAUUAAAGGAGGAAUUGAUUGA
Molecule: messenger RNA, 1976 nt
Organism: Limulus polyphemus (Atlantic horseshoe crab)
Lineage: Eukaryota; Metazoa; Arthropoda; Merostomata; Xiphosura; Limulidae
Exons: 6
Coding region: 247-681 (144 amino acids)
Source: RefSeq, a predicted model, not a curated record